AUGGGUCUUCCAUAUUUCAGAUACACGUUUGGUAAACCAGUGGUUGGCAAUGUCAAAUUACAAGUCAAACAACGAUACGGCGGAGGAUUCUAUGAUCCAGCCGCUGCCCAGACAGAAUUCCCGAUUUACGGUAAGGCCCCUUUCAAGAUCCCCAUGACACUCAUUGGACGACUUGUUCGCUUUCUUGACUCGAAUACCGUUCAAGUGGUUGCCAAUGUUACGGAGACGGCUACCGGCGUCACACAACAGGGCAGUGCAUAUAUAACGUUCUAUAAGAGCCCGUUUGUGAUAGAGUUCUUCCCAAACAUGCCCGACAACUUCAAACCAGGAUUCGGUCCAUAUCCUGUUACGAUACGAGUAAAGGAACGUGAUGAGCGUCCGCCAGUUUCACCCAUGCAAAAGGUAAAGGUAACAACGAACUUCUUCACCGACAAACCCAUUCAAGGACCCAUGCAGAAAAGUGCCUUAACGUUUCCAAAUGUUGACGUCAUAAGCCCAUUUAUUUUGGGAGAUACCAUCAUGAUUGAGGAAAAGAGUUAUGACUUGAAUGAGAAAGGUAUCGUCGAAUUUGAUCUACCCAUACCUGCCAAUACAGCAACCUUUACCAUAAAGGCGGAAUUUCAGGACGAAGUUGUGUACAAGGAGGUUAGCCGUUUCCGCUCCCCGAAUGAUGUGUUCCUAAAAAUAGAAAUGACCAACGCAACAGGUCUUCAGAUCGGUGACAAAGCAACUGUAAAGUUUUCCAGUAAAACAAACCCUUCGAAGCUGAACUAUUUGGUUUUGUCACGUGGGAGUAUCGUUGUCUUUGGAACAGUGCCUUUUUCUGGCGGAUCUUUCAAGUUUAACAUCACAAAAGAGAUGGCACCUUCAUCGAGACUAGUUGCCUACUUUAUUAACACAGAUGGAGAAAUCGUAGCAGAUGGGCUGAACUUUGUUGUUGAAGACAUGUUUGAAAACAAAGUGUCGGUGGAAUAUGACAAAACCCAAGUCGUACCGAAGGCUCCCGUAAAUCUCAAGGUGACUGCCGACUCUGGGUCAUUAGUAAACGUUCUCGCUGUUGACAAAAGUGUCAUAUUGUUCAGACAAGGCAACGACAUAACACCUCAGAGGGUAUGGUAA
Molecule: messenger RNA, 1119 nt
Organism: Dreissena polymorpha
Lineage: Eukaryota; Metazoa; Mollusca; Bivalvia; Myida; Dreissenidae
Product: CD109 antigen-like
Exons: 7
Coding region: 1-1119 (372 amino acids)
Source: RefSeq, a predicted model, not a curated record